ACUACAGCAUACCACAAGAACAUGAUACUCAAGAACCAGGAAGUAAAGAGACGUCAAAACAACAUAUACUGUAUUUCGAGGCAAAGACAUCGGUUUGAUAGACCCCUAGAAACAACAUUGGAGAAACGUCACACUUGCAACAAUAACCCAUGUUCAGGUUUAAUCGCAAUUGCAUUUUGAGGAAGGAAAUGAGAACAAAAAAAAAAUCAACAACCGACUAAAAGCGUAGCUGGUAUUCCGCGGUCUCUUAACUGGAAUAAGUAACUAACAACCGAUCUGUUUAUUGUCAUCGUAUAUGUCAUUUUGUGACGUAGGUGUUUACAAUAGCAGUAUAUAUAAAACAAAUGUCGUUUACAACAUCGAGCUGCAUAGACGAGUCACGUGCUAUUUUACACACAUUUUGCUCUCGCUAUUUUUGUUUUUUUUUAUGCUAUUGCAGCUGUACCUGACUGGGCAUUUUACAGUUACCUACUAACUACAAAGUAUUGAAGUACUUUUUUUUAUUCUUAUUUGGGGGUGGCUAUUCUGUGCAAUUGCCUGCCUGUGUGUUUUCUUCCUGUAAAUUAGGUUUCCUUUUAGUAAAAGUGAAACUUAAAACUACACGGUGCUGCGAGGGAGAAAGAUAAAUUCCUCAUUGCACAGGCAACCUGCACGCAUCACCAAGGGCCUGUGACAACAAUGGACAAGCGGCAUUUGUUAAGUGAUCAAGAUGAUGAUCCUCAGUUUCCUGGUCCUGGAAAUGCAGUGCAUUUUCUCUUUUUUACUCUCAAAAAUAGGUUUCUGGCUAACGACUGCCAAGGACAACACUGCAUUGAAUGUACCAGAAACUCAUUUGUGGGGGGCACGCCCGCACCUGACCUGCCUCAGGGUGGAGGAGCAUCAGCGCCCCCUGGUGAGAUGAUGCACAAUGUGCCUGGCUAUGAAGGAACAGGCUCUGGAGGUGAUGAAGGAAAAUGUGUUCCUCCACCAAACCCUGGUUUGGCCAGCCCAGGAAGAGGGCCUCCACCUCCUGAGAGACAAUGGGAGAUUCCUUCUGUCAGUGAAGACUUUGCUAAAGAUGCCUUCAUCGAGUAUGCUUCCAGUAAGUGCUGUUACAGCUCUCGUCCUGCCAAAGAGUUGGUGUUCACAGACCUUCAAGCACACAAUACAUACAGGUAUCGCCUGGAGACCUUCGUUGAGUCCAGAAAAACAGAGUGGGACAGUGUGCCUUAUACAGGUCAGGUGGUGGACUCGUAUGGAUCAUGUGUUCCUGCCCCAUGGGACAUUGCUGUUCAGGUCCCGGCUAUGUUUCGGAAUGGAAAACGAGCCGUCCAAGUUCCUCACACCUCCUCUGUCAAGGGAUGUCACAACUGUUUGGCGUUGGGUAAAUCUGCUUGCCAGAAAUGUAUAGCAAGUGGAUGGAUGCAGUGCUGGGUGUGUAAUGGCUCUGGCAGACGCAUGUCUGAUGACAGAUGCUCCCACUGCAACGGCAUGGGACGUGUCAGAUGUACCGAAUGUUCAGGAAGUGGUUCAAAAACAUGUCAUACCUGUAAGGGAAAAGGACAGCUUCUGUUCUUCAUUAAUCUCAUUGUGGAAUGGAAGAACCACAUAUACGAAUUUGUACCAGACAAGCAGUCUGGAUUCCCUGUUGAUCGGGUCAGCAAGGUGACUGGGGAGCUGCUUUUUACUGACACACAGUAUAUGGUGUAUCCCGUUGUUAGUUUCCCUGACAACGCAAUUAACCAAGCCUCUCAGACGGCAGUGAGAGAACACCAGGCACAGUUUGUUACAACUUCCCGAAUUCUCCAGCAGAGGCAAACCAUUGAACUGAUUCCUGUCACACGUGUCCACUACACCUGGAAAGAGAAGACCUACAUCUACUUUGUCUAUGGAGCGGAGCAUAAAGUCUACACAGAUGACUACCCAGCAAAGUGUUGCUGUUGCACAAUAAUAUAGUUAUGUUAUUGUACACUUUUCUUGGGUCAAAUGCAUUGGAGAUACAUUAUCCCAUUAAUAUAUGUUGACAGAAAUGAGCAGAAACGAAUCUAUAUACACUUCUUUUUAUAGUAUAGCUUGAUCACUGUAAUAUCAAAGCUGCAUGGUCACACAUUCCAGUUCAACUUUAAACUAAAAUGCAAAUCAUCAUCUACUGUUUUUCUAUUUGUGAUUUCUAUAAUUGUUGUAUUCACAGGCUUUUAUUUUGUUUGCUUUUAUAAAAGUUACCAAACGUACCCCAAAGAAUUUUCUUGCCUAUGGGAUGACCACAGUUUAUGUAAGAAAAGCACCUUGUUCAGUAUAUGUGUAAUAGGAUCACAAUAUGCUACUACACUGUAUUGCAUUAUAACAAUUUGAUAUUUUACAUGCAUAAAAAUUGCUGUGUAUUUUCA
Messenger RNA from Acipenser ruthenus (sterlet), 2366 nucleotides. Its product is annotated as protein SSUH2 homolog. The transcript is spliced from 14 exons. The coding region runs from base 679 to 1935 and encodes 418 amino acids. Gene Ontology annotation, molecular function: heat shock protein binding. NCBI's taxonomy places the organism in Eukaryota, Metazoa, Chordata, Actinopteri, Acipenseriformes, Acipenseridae. The record is from RefSeq and is a predicted model, not a curated record.